GUUAGUGGUUGGUCAGCAGAGUCGUAUUGUGAAUAUCGAUCCCAAUGCGGGCGAGAACAACCUGCCUGUCGUCGCAUCGGAGAACUCUGAUGCCAAUACACUCAUAGAUACGCUCAAUGCUCCGUCGCCGUAUACCGGAAUCAAGGCUGAG
Sphaeroforma arctica JP610 is the source of this 151-nucleotide messenger RNA. RefSeq lists its product as hypothetical. The record is from RefSeq and is a predicted model, not a curated record. The transcript has a single exon. The annotation marks the transcript as partial. Lineage: Eukaryota; Ichthyosporea; Ichthyophonida.